Messenger RNA from Budorcas taxicolor (takin), 2925 nucleotides. Its product is annotated as EGF-like and EMI domain-containing protein 1. Gene Ontology annotation, molecular function: calcium ion binding; protein binding. The record is from RefSeq and is a predicted model, not a curated record. NCBI's taxonomy places the organism in Eukaryota, Metazoa, Chordata, Mammalia, Artiodactyla, Bovidae.
AUGACCUGGCGACUGUGGCUCUGGUGUUUCUGCGCUUGGGUGGCCGCCGGCUGGCCGCCAGGCAGCGCCCUUCAGCUCCGGCCAGGCAUGCCAAAUGUUUGCGAAGAAGAGCAGCUGACUGUGGUGGGACUGUGACGCCCGUGUGUCCAAGCGUUCACGCAUGCCAUCAAGAUCUGGAAACAGGGCUGCACCAGCCCACGGUGGUGUGUGGGUUAUGAAAGAAGGACCCGAUACUGCACCAUCUACAGACAGGCAUACAGCCUGGAGCAGCAGAUGGCCCACAAGUGCUGCCCCGGUUGGAGCCGGUGGGACAAUGAGCCUGGCUGCCUGUGCUCUGGCUCUGCAGUGGGGACUUGUGUCCAUGGGAAGAGAUGCUCAGAGGGUGAAGUCCAGUGGUGCCAGUGUUCGGAGGGUUUUCAGGGACCCCACUGUCAAUAUGAUAUAAAUGAAUGUAGCGCUGACAAUGGUGGCUGUCAGGACCAAUGCUGUAAUACAAUUGGCAGUUAUUACUGCAAGUGUCAAGCUGGCCAGAAGCUGGAGGAAGAUGGCAGAGGACGUAGAGAUGUCGAUGAAUGUGCGGUGGUGAAUGGAGGCUGCCAGCAGAGCUGUAUUAACACUCUGGGCACCUUCCACUGUGAAUGUGAUACGGGAUACAGACUCCAUGCUGAUGAACGCACCUGCAUAAAGAUGGACCCCUGCAUGGGUGGGAAUGGAUGUGCCUACAUCUGUCAGAGUGAGAAUGGCGUGUCCAGGUGUGCCUGUCACCCAGGGUACCAACUAUCUGAAGACAAAAGCUCCUGUGUAUCUCUUUCUGCAGACCUAAAUGAAUGCACUGAAAGGCUUGCUCCCUGCAGCCAUUGCUGUGUGAACACAGUGGGAUCUUUCACUUGUGCUUGCCAACCUGGUUUUGAGCUGGGAGCUGAUGGAAAACAGUGUUACAGGAUUGAAUUGGAAAUUGUCAAUAGCUGUGAAAAGAACAAUGGUGGUUGUUCCCAUCACUGUGAACAUGCAAUUGAUGGGCCCCGAUGCUCCUGUAACCAUGGACACCGGCUCGAUUCAGAUGAGAAAACAUGCAUAGACCUUGAUGAGUGUGACAGUGGAGAAGCCUGCUGUGCCCAGCUCUGCAUCAACUAUUCAGGAGGCUAUGAAUGCAGUUGUCAGGAAGGCUUUCAGAUCAGUUCUGAUGGUUGUGGAUGUGAUGCUUUAGAUGAUGAACCAGAGGAAGAAGAAGAAUUAGACACUGUGAAGUUUCCAGGUCUUCUAUGCAAGAGCCCACCUCAACUGCUUCAUUAUGUGGCCACCUCUCUGCCUCUCUCCUAUGAAGAUGAAGACCAUGAGGAAGAGGGACAAGAAAUUCCAGGAGAGCUGACUGAUUUGCACAAUGUUGUUUGUUUAGAUCACACCUUCGGACACGAAUGCAGUUUGAGCUGUGAGGACUGCAUGAAUGGAGGCCGAUGCCAGGAAGGAAAGAGUGAGUGUUCCUGUCCCAGUGGCUGGAGAGGCAUUCUUUUUAAUGAAACUCGUUCCCCAGAGACCAGUGUGAGAGAGUAUGAUGACAUCUGUGAUUGUCAGAAUGGAGGCACCUGUGACCCUCUGACUGGGUGAUGCAAGUGCCCCCCAGGGGUUCAUGGGAAAACCUGUGGAAACGGAUGCCCAAAAGGAUUCUUUGGGAAGAAUUGCAAAAGGAAAUGUAACUGUGCCAACAAUAGCCAUUGCCACAGGGUAUAUGGAGCCUGUAUGUGUGAGCCAGGGCGCUAUGGGAGGUUUUGUCAUUUGAACUGUCCCAAGGGGGCCUAUGGAGCUGGCUGCUCUUCAGAAUGUCAGUGUGUGGAGGAGAACACCCUGGAAUGCAGUGCCAGAAAUGGCAAUUGCACCUGCAAAUCUGGUUACCAAGGCAACAGAUGCCAGAGAGCCUGCCCUGAUGGCCUCUGGGGAUCAGCAUGCCAAUUCUUCUGUGGACCCUGUGAGAAUGGAGGUCAGUGCAACAAAGAAACUGGAAACUGUGACUGUCUUCCUGGUUACACAGGAAAAGCCUGUACCCUAUUUCAUGUAACUGGAAUAUUAACUCAGAUCAUGAGGAAACAAGUGGUGCCUCCAACAACCACUAAGCUGUUUUCCAUCUUCCUGCGGUCCAGCCUGAUGAAGUAUCAGCAAAAUGUCAGCUCCCACAGAGAGGUGCGACGAGAGGCGACACAAAGCAGUGACAGGCCUUUCAAAAAGCUAUUGUGCAAAUUCAGUUUUAAAAUAGGGAUGUGGCUGAGGGCUGCUGGGUAUGUCGUUACCAAUGCGUUCAACUCCCCAUCGUCUAUAAGAACGGAAGAGAGUCACGGUGCAGUGAUAGAAGAGCUUUACGUUGAAGAGUGGUUGACAGACAUAGCUAAGAACAUUGUUGAAAUGUCAAGUGCCAUAGGAGCCUAUGCUCAAUUUAACAACAGAGGGAGGAUGUUUUUUGUUUGUCUGUAUGCAGCAUGUCCAGCUUAUUUCCACAACCUAAGCUGCCUGCUGUACCACAUCAAUAAUGAUAGUUCUCAGCAGGACCUUGAUACCAGCCGGUGUAUCUGCCUGUCCAACUGGACUGAGCCCCCUGACAGAAGCUCUAGUGAUGCUGGUAUUUGCAGACUUGGCCAUGAAACACAUGUGAUGGUGGUUAAAAGUAGUAAUAACUGUGACCUCUCCCUUCCUGCUUCUGUCUUCAUGAAGAGGGUUUUAUGUGGCAGCUAUCCUUGGGCCAAAGCAGGAAAUCUGAAAGUGGAAGAGAAGGGCCCCAGGACUUCCUAUGUAUAUGUUUGCCCAGCACCCCGAGGCUCCCCUGGAAAGGAAGAUGCAGAGCAUCUCUGUGAGGUCCCCAUUCUCAUCAGCUGGUAUGUCAACUCUUUACCCGAUGAAGAUGCUGUACAGCUGGUGUAUCAACUCUUUAGCCGAUGA